AUGUCAGCUGACAGCCACCAGCUCCACACUCAUUCCUACCAGGACUCACUAAGUUCUACUUGUCACGGGCUCUUGAAUGUCAACAGUCACCCCCUGUCGAAGAGCUCCUCAAGUCUGGCCUGUACCCAGCAAUCAAGUUUAGAGGAAAGACAAAGCAACAAACCAGAGCUGAAGAAAAGCCAUAGUAGCACAAUCUGCCAUACCCUGGGAGACAAGAGUGAUGCAAGGAGUGUGCCGAGUCCUGGAUGGUCCUCCUCGCAGCCUGGGAUGAUGGGACUUGGAUCAGCGGUCCAAACCAUAAGCGAGCAGUCAGCCAAUGACAAUUCACAGUGCAGAACUAAGACUACAAACCAUUUUCUUACUGCUGAACAGUCCCCAGCAUCCUGGGAAGUGGGGGACACUAAGAUGCAUGUAAAGAGCAGCACUGUUGAGAAUGUUUCUUCAGCCUGCAUUGUCCACCAGAAAAGCAUGUGUAAAACGGAAGAACCAAGAACUGCCCUUCAGCGAAGCCACUCAGACUUAACUUGCAGUUGCAAACAGCAGACUUAUGUCACUCACAUGGAAAGCAGUGCUACUCACUCCAUCCUAAGCUCUUCUAGCUGCAGGCAUGGUCCACCAGUGGCUAGGAUGUCUUUCCAAACACUGAGAUAUGGAUCAGAAACAAAUGAAAAUACAUCUCACUAUCAAAACCUUGUGACUCAUCUUCCAGUUCUACCAAGAGACCAAAAAGUACCCACAAAUAGCUUUGACAGUGGUGGUAUUCCACGUAACACUACUGUUUACACAGAUCCUGGAACAUUUCACACUGCUGUUCUAGGACCCCACAUGCCUGGAAAUGGCUUCUCAAACAAGACAAUGAUCAGUCAAGCCACUGGGUUUAUUCAUGGUGGUCUGACUUACGGUAAUAUUCCAAACUCUGCAUACCCCCCCAUGGUGAUGACAGUUCAUAACAACUCUGCAGGGCCUUGUAAUAUAAAGCAGGAUCCUUGUAUGAAGGCAGAUGCCACCAUCCCUGCCUAUUGCCAUUCUCUGCCCAUACCAUCUAUACAACUUGUUCCACGGUUGGUAUGCUCGGUUAGUGAGUCGGGAAAAGAGCAGGCACCACCUGGCUAUUUUCAUUCCUUUUCUACUUCAGACAUUCUGACAUAUCCUAAGCUGGUGUCAUCAGUAAGUGAAUCAGGCCUGGAUGCCAAAAGAGUCCUGAAGUGCUGUAGCAUUCCUGGAGAACAACUGCAACAUGCUCAACACUGUGCUCAGCAGGACAGAGCUCCUCCAGAAACAAAGGCUGCCCGUGUUGCCUUUAGUAGCCAGCAAGGUGCAGACAUGGUAAUGACAACUAAGGAUAUGUGGACUAUGACCUCAAUGAAUGAUAUAACCAAAGGACUGAAACCAGCUCUUGAGUGUAGAGAUGCUGAGGUACAAACACUUCCAACCAGGGAAUGCAAAUCUGUAGCAACAAGCCCGGCGACUGCAGCAGAAAGCCACUCGCAUGUGUUCCCAGAGGUGAACCUAGAGCAAGACUUGGAGGCCCCCAAGUCUCCAGUACGUGAAGUGAGAUGGGAUGAUGAAGGAAUGACGUGGGAAGUGUAUGGGGCGUCUGUGGAUCCAGAAGUCCUUGGCUUAGCCAUUCAAAAACAUCUCGAGAUUCAAAUAGAACAAUUCCAGACAGAGCCUGCUCAGUUGGCUGAGAAAAGUAAUGAGGAACCAUCUUCUGAUAAAAUGGGGAGAAAAAGGCCAUUCAGAACAAUGAUGCAUUCCCUGAGAUAUCCAAGCUGUUGUGCUCGUUCCAGUACUGCAGUGGAGUGA
This is a messenger RNA of Cariama cristata (Red-legged seriema), 1806 nucleotides long. It is a transcript of the gene GPRIN2, whose product is annotated as G protein regulated inducer of neurite outgrowth 2. The coding region runs from base 1 to 1806 and encodes 601 amino acids. The record is from RefSeq and is a predicted model, not a curated record. The transcript has a single exon. Gene Ontology annotation, biological process: neuron projection development. Lineage: Eukaryota; Metazoa; Chordata; Aves; Cariamiformes; Cariamidae. Gene Ontology annotation, cellular component: plasma membrane.